Messenger RNA from Penicillium brevicompactum, 1551 nucleotides. Its product is annotated as homoserine O-acetyltransferase family protein. The record is from RefSeq and is a predicted model, not a curated record. Gene Ontology annotation, molecular function: L-serine O-acetyltransferase activity; homoserine O-acetyltransferase activity. NCBI's taxonomy places the organism in Eukaryota, Fungi, Ascomycota, Eurotiomycetes, Eurotiales, Aspergillaceae. The transcript has a single exon. The coding region runs from base 1 to 1551 and encodes 516 amino acids. Gene Ontology annotation, biological process: L-homoserine metabolic process.
AUGCGAGUUCAAGCUGCCCGUGCUGCUUCACGUAUACUGCGAGCCCCGAGAGGCAGUUUCUUCGCCAGCCCUGGGCCAACCCGGGCGCUGUCUGCACAAUGGGCCGCCUCGUUACAUACCGGCACGCGGAAGUCUGCAGCCGCGGAGUCAGCUCAUAGGGACUCUUCUAACCCGGCUAUGUCAUUCCCCUGCCUCGACGCCCAAGAAGCAAAAUCAGCACAACUCUCCGCCCGUUCCCUCCGAUCCGGUCCCGAACCCUCAUACACCACCGGCCAACAUGAAUCAUACCACUGCGAACAGCCGCUCCUGCUGGACUGGGGCGGUGUCUUGAACGAGUUCGAUAUCGCAUAUGAGUCAUGGGGAGAACUCAACGCCGACAAGAGCAACGCUAUCCUCCUCCACACCGGCCUGUCGGCUUCCAGCCAUGCCCACAGCACAGCAUCAAACCCGAAGCCCGGCUGGUGGGAGAAAUUCAUCGGCCCCGGCCUGCCUCUCGACACCAACAAAUACCACAUCAUCUGUACAAACGUACUGGGAGGAUGCUACGGCAGCACAGGCCCUUCGUCGGUUGACCCCUCCGACGGCAAGCGGUACGCGACCCGGUUCCCGAUCCUGACCCUUGACGACAUGGUGCGCGCGCAAUUCCGCCUCCUCGACGGGCUGGGAAUCAAGAAACUCGCCGCCUCCGUCGGAUCAAGCAUGGGCGGCAUGCAAAGUCUAGCAGCCGGCGUGCUCUUCCCAGAGCGCGUGGGCAAGAUCGUUAGCAUCAGCGGUUGCGCUCGCAGUCACCCCUACAGUAUCGCGAUGCGCCACACCCAGCGCCAGGUCCUGAUGAUGGACCCGAACUGGGCGCGUGGAUUCUACUACGAUGCGAUCCCACCGCACUCGGGUAUGAAGCUCGCGCGCGAGAUCGCUACCGUUACCUACCGCAGUGGUCCGGAGUGGGAAAUGCGCUUUGGUCGUCAACGCGCGGAUCCUAGCAAGCAGCCCGCUCUUUGUCCGGACUUCCUUAUCGAGACAUAUCUCGAUCACGCUGGUGAGAAGUUUUGUCUUGAGUAUGAUCCAAACAGUCUUCUGUAUGUGUCUAAGGCUAUGGACUUGUUCGAUCUUGGUCACGCGCAUCAGACUGAGACUCUGAAGCGGCGGGCCGAGUCCGAGGAUCGUAUUGCUCAUGGCGACGUUCCUCCUAGCUCUUCCGAGGCUUGCAGUCUUACUCUUCCGGAUCAGCCGUAUGAGGAACAGCCUGGCUCUGCAUCCAAUGCGACGCCGUUGGAUGAGUCUGUUUCUACCGAUGGGACAGAGGGACCCCCUCGUGAUCUUGUUGCUGGUCUUGCGCCGCUCAAGAACCACCCUGUGCUUGUCAUGGGUGUCGCUAGUGAUAUUCUUUUCCCUGCGUGGCAGCAGCGUGAGAUCGCGGAGACACUCCGUGCUGGAGGAAACCAGAAUGUGAAGCACGUUGAGCUCGGCGAUGACGUGUCGCUGUUCGGUCACGACACUUUCCUGUUGGAUUUGAAGAACAUUGGUGGUGCGCUUGGCAAGUUCCUUGACUAG